Molecule: messenger RNA, 3051 nt
Organism: Corapipo altera (White-ruffed manakin)
Lineage: Eukaryota; Metazoa; Chordata; Aves; Passeriformes; Pipridae
Gene: DAO
Product: D-amino acid oxidase
Exons: 11
Coding region: 144-1190 (348 amino acids)
Molecular function (GO): D-amino-acid oxidase activity; FAD binding
Source: RefSeq, a predicted model, not a curated record
UGGAGCAGACUUUGGCCCUGCUGCCCUGGGCACUUAGACUUUGCCUUGCUGGACUGUAAACGAGCCACUCUGAACCCUGUGGAAGCCUCUGACACUUGCAGUGACUCCUCUGACGACUCCCCACUCCACAGGGAGCCAGAGCCAUGCGUGUGGUUGUCAUCGGGGCCGGGGUCAUCGGGCUCUCCAGCGCCCUGUGCAUCCACGAGCAGUUCCACGGGCUGGUGCCCUCCCUGGAGCUGGAGCUCUACGCCGACUGCUUCACCCCCCACACCACCAGCGACGGCGCGGCCGGGCUCUGGCAGCCCUACCUGAGCGACCUCGGCAACCUGCAGGAGACGCUCUGGAAUAAAGAGACGUUCGAUUACCUCCUCGGGCACCUGCACUCCCCAGCAGCCCAGGAAAUGGGACUUUUCCUGCUUUCUGGCUACAACCUGUUCACUGAGCCGGUGCCGGACCCAUCUUGGAAGAACAUUGUCCUGGGAUUCAGGAACUUGACACCAAAAGAACUCGAACUCUUCCCUGGUUACAGCUACGGCUGGUUCAACACGGCACUGAUGCUGGAGGGCAGGAGUUACCUGCCCUGGCUCACCAACAGGCUGACACAGAGAGGAGUGAAGUUUUUCCAUAAGAAGGUUGAGUCUUUCCAGGAGCUGUUCUCCCAGGGUGUGGAUGUGGUGAUAAACUGCACUGGGAUGCGCUCGGGGGAGCUGCAGCGGGACCCGGAGCUCCAGCCUGGCCGGGGUCAGAUCAUAAAGGUCCUGGCCCCCUGGGUGAAGCAUUUCAUCAUCACUCACGACAUGAAGUCUGGGAUCUACAAGUCUCCCUACGUCAUCCCAGGGAGCGAGUUCACGGUCCUGGGAGGGAUUUACCAGCAUGGAAACUGGAGUGAGGAGAACAGUGCCCAGGACCAUAAAACCAUCUGGGAGAGCUGCUGCCGCCUGCUCCCAGCUCUCCAGAAAGCAAAGAUCAUCAGUGAGUGGAGUGGCCUGAGACCGUCACGGCCCCAGGUUCGCCUGGAGCGGGAGAGCAUCCGGCACGGGAAUGUCCAGGGAGAGGUGAUCCACAACUACGGCCACAGCGGGUUUGGGAUCACCAUCCACUGGGGCUGUGCCAUGGCAGCAGCCCGGCUCUUUGGGAGCAUCCUUCAGGAGAGGAGGAAGGUGGCCAGUUCACCACAGCCCCGCUUGUGAGUGCCUGCUCACCUGGAUCAUCCCAACAGCAGUAGCUUAGAAAUCACACAGAACGAUGGGAAUAGCACAGGGAUACAUGUGGGUGCUUGACCCUCCACAGCUCCAGCUCUGGGCCACAGUGCCUCACUGCCCUUAUCCAGACAGCUCAGCUCCCUGCACAACCUGCCCAAGGAAGGGCUUUAAAAUCUGGACUAAUUACCCAUGGCAAAGCGCAGUCCUGUCUGGGAUCAGCCUGCAAAGGGCAGGCAGGGUUCAGCUGAAACCCUGACAGCCCUGCAGUUCAUCUGCACAUGGGACAGGAUCUGAAACCAAGCCGGUGCCACCUGAGGUCUCCCCUGGUGCUCCAACACCCAGCGUGUAAUUAGAUUUCCAGGCUCCCCCCAGGAGGCAAAAGCUCCUUAGUAGGAAGAAGCUCUGAGGCUCCCAGGGAAGUAACAACAGCUCUGGGAGCACGUGCCUGGGUUCCACCAGCUUUCCUCCCAUUCCUGCCAGGACAAAGCCCAGGGCUGCAGCACCUGGUUAGUGUAGCUGGGAACAGACAGCAGCACUUGCCUAAAAUGGGCCUUCCAAAGGAUGUUUUAGCAACAAAAGCAACUUGUUCCAGCCCUGGACUUGCCAGGUUCUAUAUAUAGCAGAGAGCAAAAUAGCUCUUCUUGUCCCUAAAACUCCCAUGGGCCCCUCAGUUUCCCAUUUCUCCCAGCUGUGGGACGUGGCUGGGACACAGCUCGGAGAACAGGGCUGGCUCGGGGCAGGUUGUGCUUCCCAGAGGAGUUGGGGCAGCUCCCAGGAGGGCAGGAUUGUUUGGGGUGGUCAGGGAUGCUCCUGGGGAUCCAACACACUGUUCUGAAGGUACAGCCUGGCUGAUUUUUCAGUGCCAUGUGUCUUUCCUGCUCUGCAAGCCAUCCCAGGCAGGGCACUGGCUGGUCAGGAAGCAUUACCCUCAAAUCCGAAGGCUGUCCUGAGCCCAGCACAGUGCCUGACUCACUCUCCUCCACGGAUAAGCCAACUGUUCCUUACUCAACCGUGAUGCAGCUCCUCUCUCCCUAUGACUCCAUGUGCCAGGAAUAGCUCCUCAGCCUGGGCUGUGCUGCACCUUGGGAACGGGAGAUGCUGCAAAUCAGCAGCAUUACAAGGGAAUUCUCAUGCCUGUGGAACUCCAGCCCAAGGAAAAGACUCACUGUUGAAGGCACAGUGAGAGCAGAAUUGAAGUUCCUCUGGCUGUGAUUUUGGCCCAGUGCUGGUGCUCCUCACAUCCCUGAGAAAUAUAAAACUUGCAAUGGUAUCCGGGGUUUGGGCUUCCUGGCUGCAGGACAUCAUCCCUUUGGCUGUGCUGACAGCUGUAAGGGAGGUGAGACAGUGUCCAGAGAAGGGAAGGGUCCAGAAAUUGGGAGCCACUGUCAGUGGCAGUCUGUCCACCCUCUGGCAGCUCACCUGAGAUGCUGCAGCCUCAGGGUAAAAUCGGGAGUAGGGCAGGAAAAUGAAAACCAGAACUGGAGAAAAUUCACCACCAAGUAAUGCUGAACCCAGUGGCCUGUGAUCCCACCUCAGGAGAAGCCACUCAGAGGAACUGAAUCCCUUUGAUUUCACUUAUUCCAAAUAUGAGACAGUCAGGACCACAUUCUCAUCUGCUGUAAAUCCAAACUGUGUGAUCUCAGAAAAGCUACACUGGAAGAGCAGGGGAGCAGGAAAUCACUGUAUACCUUCAAUGAGCAGCUGAUCCUUCUGGUCUCAGAGCUUACAGGAGCCAGUGUCCUGUGAUCUCACAUGGCCUCUCAGGAAACAGGAAUGAUUUGAUCUGUAAUUUUAUUUACAGGCUAAUUUUGUUUGCUCUCUAAAGGCACAAUUUCAUAUUUGUGAACAA